Bradysia coprophila is the source of this 1241-nucleotide messenger RNA. RefSeq names its product ubiquinone biosynthesis protein COQ9, mitochondrial (gene Coq9). Gene Ontology annotation, molecular function: lipid binding. Gene Ontology annotation, cellular component: mitochondrial inner membrane. Gene Ontology annotation, biological process: ubiquinone biosynthetic process. NCBI's taxonomy places the organism in Eukaryota, Metazoa, Arthropoda, Insecta, Diptera, Sciaridae. The record is from RefSeq and is a predicted model, not a curated record.
AGUAAAAAGAGAGAGAGCGACAUGACAAAAGUCGGGCAGAAAAGUGACACAAAUGUAAGUGCGACAUAGACGACAUAACAAAUAAGCGGAAAAACUAUGGCAAAUUUUGGAGUCCUUAGAAAGUGUUUAACAAGAGCUCAGCCGUUUAUCAAUUCAACCUUACCCACGCACCGUCGUACCGCCACAAUACUUCUCGCUGUAAAUAACUCAAAUCCACAAACUGUGCUCAGUAAUUGGAACAGCAAAGCUUUUUCGCUUCACCAUCGUCCAUGUCGAUAUUCCUUUCUAACUUACACAAAGCAGUACAGUACGUCAAGAGAUGACAAACUGACCGAAUCCAAAAAUGAUCCUGACAGUCAGAAAGGAAGUAUUGAGGACUUUAGAGCUAGGGAAGAGCAACGCGAAGAAGCGUAUUCCAGUCAGUAUGCCAGCGGUAACAGUGAGGAGAAAGACGAUGCAAAAAUUCAAGAAAUUCGAGCAAAAAUUAUGGACGCCGCUUUGCCGUUCGUAUUAAACUAUGGUUGGUGCCGACAGGCUAUAACAAAAGGGGCACAGUCGGUAGGAUAUCCUGGAAUUGUGCAUGGAAUGUUCCCGGAUGGUGGCAUAGAAUUAAUUCAUUACUUCUAUGCUCGAUGCAAUGAACAGCUAAUCGAACAGUUGAAGAAAGAAAUAGCUGCAAUGGAUGCUAGCAAGAACCACAAUCCAGUUGAAUUUGUAAGCAAAGCUGUUCAACUCAGACUCCAGAUGAUUGAACCGUACAAAUCACGUUGGCCUCAAGCUCUGGGUAUGAUGUCCUUACCGCCGAAUGCACAGAAAUCAUUGGCACAUCUGCUAACUCUAAUCGAUGAUAUAUGUUACUAUGCUGGUGAUCGUUCAGUAGACAUCGGUUGGUACACUCGUCGAAUUGGUUUGGCUACAAUAUACAAAAUGACCGAACUGUACAUGUUGCAAGAUAAAUCACAGGGGCAUGCAGACACAUGGACCUUUUUGGAGCGUCGAAUUGAAGAAGGUCACCAAAUACAGGAGAUGCUUGUUGCUGGUGAUCAGACAACAAAAAAGGCCUUAAAUUCGGCGUUUCAAACGGCUCGUAACAUACUAGGUCUUAAUUUCGAUCGGCGGUAAGACCGUUGGAUUGAUUAAUUUAUACAAAUAAACUUAAGACGAACAUAUGGUGCAUCUGUGAAGACUCUGUAACUAAAAUUUAGUUAAAUUUUAAUACAUUUCCGCAAGAACCUUGACAA